CUUGCUGUUAUUCAUUCUUGGUAAAUUUUGUUAUAUUCAUCAUUGCUUUUCUAAAUCCCUUGAUUCAUUUGAAAUCAUUAUCCCAUCCUUAUUGGAUAACUGUUAACCCUGAUCCAACUUCCAAUAUCAAAGAGAAAACAAUAUACAUUGGAUUUUCAAACGGUAAUUGGACGAAUCUUACCCUGUGGAGAAGAUUGUCACGUGAUUUAUUAGUUGGAAAUUUCGGUUUAAUAAUUGUUGGCGGUUUAAUGACAACUCUAACUUUUAUCUUAGAACAAUGCUCUUCCUCAAACUGCAAAAGAAUAAAGAGAUGUUGCGUAAUAAUAUAUGGAGUUUGCUGUUUAUCGACAGCAAUGAUAUGGCUAUCGAGUUUAAUCGAAGCCGCAGUAUAUUUUUGGGAUAGAAUGGCUGUAAAGCGUGGCCGAUCAAACGUUGUUUUACAAUUUGGCUUUUCAUUAGCCCUCAUGUCAUCUGCAUUGUCCUUUCUUUUGGCGGUACUACAUUCCAAAAAGAAGUCACUUUUAAUAGCAUUACUCAGAGACUCGAAAAGAGCAACAGCUUUAGCUGCUUUUUCCGUUUUUAAUUAUCCUAGAAAGGCUAUUGUCCAUCAAUUCGUACCUGAAAUUGUAUCAACAGAUUUAAAAGUGAAAUUUAUACGUUAUAAAUGGGACAAAAAGUCUAGCAGAUUGGGUUGGACUUUCUUCGAUACAAAUCGUUUUUUAGACGCCUUAAGUAGUUCCAACGAAGAUCUCCCUUAUCAACUGUACGAUAGUUUUGCAGAAUUAAAAACCUCAGUUGACACAACUAUAUUUAGUGUCUGUCUUUGCGGAGAGUAUAGAGAGAUUUGCCGACAUAGACAAUUGUCUCUUCUGUGCGACAUACAUUCUAGAGAGUGUAACUGUUCUUGGCAAUUUUUCUCUAGUUCCGAUAGAAGAAAUUGCUCUUGGAAGAAAUUGGAGAUUCAAGUAGAUUUCUGUACGUCAAACUCUCGAGCUACUCAUACAAGCCGCUGGAGUGCCUUGGAAUUAACGUUUAUGAAUAAAUUUGGUUUUACCUUUCUUACACCCUUUAACUAUCCAAAAAAUAUAAAUAUGACACUUAUUGACUAUUUGCAAAAGCAGAAAGACUUUCGAUCAAGAUUUAAAGCAAUGUACGUCUACAUCGUAGAAAGUUUAAUUAUCAGGGAUAAUGGUCUAUUCCUGGUAAAUGUACUACUCGCUAAAUUGGAGGACAAACAGCAUAGAAAAAUGGUUAGGGAGUGCGUUACUUGUCUAAUAUUUAAAGAGUGGCCACCCCCUCUAUGGUAUUUAAGCCUACAACGGUGUAGGCGGUUUUUAAGAUACGGUGGCUCUUUAGAGAGCAUUUCUACUAAUGGACAUAUACCGGAAAUGAUUCAAUUGUUCGUCGCCGAUCCGUAUAAUAAUUCUGAAAUUUUCGACAUCUUCUCAACACUGAGCUUAUGGCACGUCUAUGAAUGGACUUAUAAGCCGUUAAGAUUCGGAAUAUUCGAAUGUAUAGAAUUAUAAUACAUAAAUAUAAUUCUGUGCAUCCAAGCGAGUAUUAUCAAUUAAAUAGCAAUAAUAUAUAAUAAUUUAAAUUACUGCCCUCCUUUUAAUACUAAAAAAUAUGCAUACAAAUUAAAAAUAUACUGCAUACAGGUCAUAGUUUAAUAUAGAUACUUGUAUUGACACC
Messenger RNA from Dimorphilus gyrociliatus, 1692 nucleotides. The record is from the annotation of a GenBank genome assembly. Lineage: Eukaryota; Metazoa; Annelida; Polychaeta; Dinophilidae.